UACGGUUAUUGUUGAGAGAAGAGAGAAAGAAGAAAGAAUACAAAAGGAUCUUGGUAUUCAUCAUCUUCUGAAUUGGCAACUGGCUUUUCCUAGUCAUAUUUGUCAGGCCAGGGCCACGUAAUGUCGUUGGUUGAACUGGGUAAGCAGUUGCUUGACGCUGCCAAGAGAGGUGACACAGACGAAGUCAGGACCCUGAUGUCAAAUGGAGCCCCUUUCACCACAGACUGGCUUGGAAUGUCACCAUUACAUUUUGCUGCCAGAAACGGUCACUUUCAAACAGCUGAUGUCCUGUUGAGGGCAGGAAUUAGUAGGGAUGCUCGAACGAAAGUUGACAGAACGCCACUACAUGUCGCAUCCCAAGAGGGCCACGUAACCAUUGUGAAUCUAUUACUGGCCAAUUCUGCAGACAUCGAGGCGAAGGAUAUGUUAAAAAUGACCCCACUUCAUUGGGCCACGGAGAAGGGUCACUCGACCAUUGUUGAACUAUUAAUAAAGAACGGUGCUGACGUCAAUGUAGAUGACAAGUUUGAACGUACCACAUUAGACAUUGCACAUGGCAAUGCACGUCAGGAUAUUCUACAGUUGUUACACAUGGGGCAGAACAAUCCAGACUUGACUGGAUUGACGGAGGGCGAGACUGUCACCAUAGAAACAACAGACACGGAGGCACUGGCAUCUGCUGGUAUCGUCAGUCACGUAAUCGAAGAGAUCCCUUCAUCGGUUGUUGGAACUCCCAUAAUGGAAGCUCCGUCAACGCCAGUACCUAGUUCCGAAACCAAAGACGCAACUAAUCUAGUUCCUGUCACACUAGUGCCAACUGAGACAGCUUCAUCGAAGAAUGAAAACUCAGAACAAAGCAGUACCUCCGUUCUUGCCACUCUUGCAGUACUUGCAGAAGCCACAGCGCCUUUCAAUGCUCAAAACCCUAGUACAGCAGAAGCUAUGAGUUGGCUGGAGAGUCAAGGUAUAACUAUGAUUUCUACAAAUGAUGCUGGUAUCCUUACGUCAGCUGUUGAAAGUGGCCAGCCCAUAGCCCUCACAGAAGCUGGAAAGAUGGCGCUGAAUAUCUUCAAGCAGCAGGGCCUGCCCCACACUGUAGCAGAUGGAGAGACAAACGACACCGUUGUUGAUCCUGUUGUUGAGACAGUUGUUGGGGACACUAACGACCAAAAGGUCAUCACCAUAGUAACAACAGAUCAAGCCGAAGAGGAACCAGUUAUAGUGACAGUGACCCCAGAUGUUUCAAAUGAAGCUGCAUUGACUGUAGAGUCAGCCGAAGAACAACCCCCUCCAGCUAAGAAAUGCCGGGUGGAAGCUGAAGAAGAGACCACAGAGGCAGUACAGCUGGAUGACAUCUUAGAGACAACAGAAGCAGCGACGCCAGAAAGACCAACAGUGAGCGAACCCGACGCACAGGAAGAGCUUCGACGACAGCUGGAGGAGAUGAAGAGGCAGGCGGAGUCGUUCAAACAGCAGCUGAUGGUCAAGGAACAAGAAGCUGCAGUCUACAAACGACAGCUGUCCGAGAUGGGCAUAGCCAAGGCAGAUAUGGCACAUGCAGAUUUGACCGCCAGCAGUGGCGCUGGCAGCGGCGUUGUCGAGGAAAGCGACAUGAGCGUCGCCGAUAGCAACGCUGCCGACAACGGCAACAACGAGGAGGGCUUCGACCCCUCGGCAGCCGCGGAGGUCACCUUCGUCCCUGGUAACAUAGUUGUCGAGACUGUGACCAUCUCGAAGGAUGAGAGCGUGGACAUUGGCGCUGACGCUGGUGAUGACGAAGCUGGCGCUGGUGGUGAUGGUGACGUCGGUGAAGCCAGUACUGGUAGUGACGGUGGUGGUGGUGCUAAUAAUGACGCUACCAGUGCAUCGGUGUCCAUUAAAGACGAACCGCUGACCAUUAAGACUGAGCCAGUUUAGGAAGAUAACAGUGGUGGUGGUGGUGGUAGUGGUCAAGAUGGUGGUGUAUGCAGUGUAGAGCAGGGUGCUAUUUAUCAAGUUGCAGAUCCUUCCUCCACCUUUGUCAAACUGACCUUGCAUUCCAGCCAUGACCCUCUCGCCUGACAUCAUUUCAGAUGUGGUACAUGCAUUUAUGACUACGUUGCCAUCAAUGUGCACAACCUUGACCAGUGCCCCUCCCCUCUCUUUUUUUUUUUUUUUUGUUAAGACGAAAAGAGUGGUUUUUCAGGGAGACUUUGGUUGCUAUAUUUAGUUAAUCAAAUGACCAUGUAGAGGCUUCUCCCUCUUUUAUCCUUGGCUUGAGGGAUGGUCACGUGAUUAAGAAUCUACAAUGUAAUAUCUACGCUGUUGUUGUUUAGCCCUAGGUCAACCUUGAUCUAGUAGACCUAUUAUCAAAGACAUUCCAACCAUAGUCAUCUUGCUUUCCUUCCCUACAUGCAGGGAACCCAGGAACAUAUUUCUAAGGCAUUUUUAGGGAGAUUGGCUACUAUUUUUAGCUGAUUGAAUAACCUCAAAAGUCUCUUUUGGAUGUAACAGAGGUGUAUAAUUGUAGACUUCAUUGCUUUUUUAGCUUUCUUGGCCACUUCUGUGCAUGGUUGUUUGGCUGUUAUUUCUAACACAUUAAGUUACCAUGUAGAGGUCUCCCUCAUUGACGUGUACAUACAUAUAUACUUUUUGAGUGGUUUGAGGGAGAUUUGGAUACUAUUUCUAGCUUGAUGGUUCAUAUGUACAUACAUACAUACAUACAUACAUACCCAAAACAAUAGGGUAUGAUUUGAGGGAGAUUUGGUUGUUAUAUUUAACAGGUUUACUGACCAUUUAGAAGUCUCCCUCAUUGGCUCGUAUAUAUAU
Messenger RNA from Octopus sinensis (East Asian common octopus), 2808 nucleotides. Its product is annotated as GA-binding protein subunit beta-1-like. Gene Ontology annotation, molecular function: transcription cis-regulatory region binding; protein binding. Gene Ontology annotation, cellular component: nucleus. Lineage: Eukaryota; Metazoa; Mollusca; Cephalopoda; Octopoda; Octopodidae. The transcript has 12 exons. Gene Ontology annotation, biological process: positive regulation of transcription by RNA polymerase II. The record is from RefSeq and is a predicted model, not a curated record. The coding region runs from base 121 to 1917 and encodes 598 amino acids.